Messenger RNA from Acanthochromis polyacanthus (spiny chromis), 12486 nucleotides. Its product is annotated as somatostatin receptor type 5. Gene Ontology annotation, molecular function: G protein-coupled receptor activity. Bases 3413 to 4546 code for a protein of 377 amino acids. Gene Ontology annotation, cellular component: membrane. Lineage: Eukaryota; Metazoa; Chordata; Actinopteri; Pomacentridae. The transcript has 2 exons. The record is from RefSeq and is a predicted model, not a curated record. Gene Ontology annotation, biological process: G protein-coupled receptor signaling pathway.
UAUUUUGUAAUAGUUUUUUGUAGCUUGAGGUGGUUUUUGACUUUUUUCAGAACAAGUUAAUGCACAUACUGAGAGAUGGAAACACCUUUUGUGAAUAAGUUCUGACUUGGCUAACAUUUAACUCACUUGACUGAUGAGCUGUUUCUGCUUCUUUUGUUGUCUUAAUCUCCGGAAGGCAUGAAACAUGACUAAUACUAGCUGAGGAUCAAGAAUAAUUCUAAUUUUUUUGACUGAAAACAAUUUCUGAAGACAUCUCUUCAUUUUCUCUUGCAGAUUAACAAAGUUUUGUUUCUUCUUCAACUUUGAAGAUAGAUAGACGACGACACGAUGUGGCCUAGUUUAUUCAUUUGUUUUGUUUCAAAUUUGCUUGGCAUCUAUGUGAAACAAAGCUAUAUCAACUAAUGUUACAAUAGUUGUGGCGGUAAUAGUGACAUGAGUGAAUAGCUUCUUAGCCUAGCUACUGAGCUUAGCAGGUACUAUAAUGGUCUUCUGGACUUAAAAGCGGACAUCUUUGAGGAGGGCAACCCAGAUUAUCACGGUUUUUCUAGUCCAGGAGCAUGUCAAACUACAGUGGCUGGAAGUCUGCCCACAGCUAACAACCUGGUUUAUUGAAGCAGUGCGGAGAUGCUGUGAAGUGAGAAGAAAGUCAGAUCAGUCCACAUAAAAAUGCCCAAAACAGUAAACAGUUCCACUGCACAUUCUUACCCAUGUUUUGCUUUUUCCUCUGAAAUCCUACUGCCUGGAUUGAUUGAUUUUCAUGCUACAGAUGAAUGUAAAUCAAUACUGUGACCGAGGAGUGAAAGUGGUUUCACUGAAAAUAGCCUGGAGCCAGUCACAAUUUCAAAAUCAGUUCAGCCUGAGGUCAAUGUGUCUAAAAUUAAACCCAAUUAGUUUAGCCUUGUGUUGCGUAUUUCUCUGUACUUCCCAUCACUUCUCUGUUCUUGGUUGUCUCUCAUCUGUUAUGUUGCAUUCUUUCCUUUUUAUCCCCUUCCCACUAUUCCUGCUUUUCACUCUACGUUUGGUUGCUGGUGCACUAAUAAAACCACAGGGGCAAGAAAAAUAUAAAUAAUGCUAUAAUGUGUGAAGUAAAAUUUAGUAAGGCUAGAAGCAGAGCACUAAUUUAUGACUGUAUUCAGCAUAAACAGUUUCUAGCGAGCGCUGACUGUGUUCAAAAACACCAACUAAGCUGGCUCGCUUGACCUUUUUGCUUUGCGUGUAAAGCUCACAUUAUCACCCACCCCCAAAGAUGAAAUUUGGACAGGGAUGUUAAGUUUGAGUGAGAUCCUGCUUGAAAGGGACAGAUGGAUGAAGGAAUGAACAAACGUUUGUUCAUUUGUUCGUCCAUCUGUCCCUCACACACAUAUUAUCAUGGACACAGUUGAUCAGAUUAUGACAGAAGUGGGAGUAAUGAUGCAUCCCACCACCACAUUCUGGCAUUUUUUAGAUUACAUUGACAAUGUCACAAUUAAUGGUUAAAGAGCAUAUCUGUGGAGCUGCUGAGAAACAGACACAGUUUUCAUUAAAAUGAGUAUUGUGCUUUGCUAAACUUGCAACUGUUUCCUAAAAGUAGGACCAGAAAAACCACCAGAAACCACGUGGGCAGUGUUUAACUAGACUGCUAUGCACCAUAAAACAUCAAAUUUGAGACUUUGAGUCUUUGUAUAACCUUUAAUUUCUGCAUUUUUAGACACUUUACACACAAUUUAUUUCAUUUUUGCCUGUAGUUAUGGAGUCUGAAAAUGAUUCUGGAACCACUGGAUUUAGAUUACUUAUCUAACGUACAUAUUUCACCCUCUUUACACAAUGUCACACCUGUUUUAAUAUCUGCUAAUGCUAAUGGAACCACAUACUGCAGCUGCUCUUUACUUGAAGCAUUCACUGGUGACACCUGUGUUUUACUGUGGAGAGGGUACACAGACAUUUCCGCUCAUUUGCUUUCUUUUAGAGACUGAGAUUAUCAUACACCUGCACAUUAUGUAGCUACAGAGCUGAUUCACCUAGCUUGGCAAAAACACUGGAAGAUUUGGGAGCUGGCUAACCAGCUAGCCUGUUCAAAGAUGAAUAAUAAACCAACAAACACCCUCCAGCUGGGCGAUCAGAGGACAUUUUUAAUAUUUCCAUAUCGGUAUUUAAUCAUGCUGAGGUAAAGUGGUCUCGUUUUACACAGUCACAGUUUUAAUCAUGUAAGGUAACAAAUCCAGGAAUAUCACAUUUACCUUCCCAAACAGUGUGUAAUAUUGAGCAACUGGGUUACUAUUAUUUGUCUUGUGUCUGAGAAUAUGAAUUACCAGAGUUUGACACAUCCUGAUUAUGAUCAAAACUGGGAUCAGUCUAAUAACUGGAAUGGUGAGUAACUGAGUAAGAAAUUGCACAAUUGAUGCCAGUCAAGAAUUUUAUUCAGAGAAGACUCCUAGCUCCCAGUGUGUUUAAAGAGCUUUUAAUUUAAUCUGUCUUCAAAGUGUUGUGGUUUUCUUCAGGAUGCACCGGUGGGGCAAAGGAGAAAAGCUGAAUCGAUUCACGAGGUCACCCUCUGCUCAAAUAUAUUGUUGUAUUCCUGUUUAUGUGUCUGGUGUUGAAAGAUCGAGGCAAAUGUUUGUUUUUUUGCUCAUAUCCUGAUGUAAAAUCGAUUAUUCAGAGAGCCUUUUCCAAAUGUCACUGUGUAUAUAUCCGAGUCAUCUCCUUAACAGUGAGUAAGUGGCUUGUUUACUUGUGGGGAUAAGAGGUUUGUUUACUUGCACAGUUCCACUCUGGACAACUGCCUGCUCUUUACCGAAGACCGCACUUUUUUUUUUUUUUUUAUGUCUCCUUUCCACAACUAGUUUUUAGUGUGUUGUUUAUGCCCCUGGGAACAAAUAAGCCUCCUUCCUCUGUCUGUGCGAUGCGUCUGUCUGUGCCAGUCGAGGUGAGCUGUCGUGAUGCAGGAGACCUGCUGAUGUCACUCUGAGUGUUUGUUGCUUAAGUCUCCUGAGAGACAGACCAUCUCGAAUGAAUCAUCAGGCUUGACAGUCACUGGAAGGGCCUGGUGAGCUCCGAAUUGCAAGUGAAUCAGAGGUAACUAUUAUAGACAUGAAUAAAACAUAGGAGGAGGUAGCUGAUUAUUUAAAUGAGCUUUCAAAAUCAUCAUUACUCUGCGUGCCUCUCUAAAUUCCUGAUUUUGCCUACCUUGUGCUCACAGUUGUUGGCAGUUCUUCACCUCUAAAUAUCCUUUUCCUCAUUACUCCUUUGCUUUUUCAUCAUCUCUGUCCUGUCUCAUCUCAUUUGUAAUUUUUCACACUGUUCCUUGGCCUUUCCAAUCUCAACCUGUUUCAGAAUCUUCGUGCUCCAUCUCCUCUUUCGUUCCUCUAUUUGUUCAGCUGUCCUUCUCGUGACUUUUGCCACAGUGAUAUCUUGUUCUGUCAGAUUUGCUGCAGCCAUGCCCGCCAUCGUCAACCUCCUCUUCAACGUGGUCUCCACCAACACCACCAUCUCCUUCACCGUGGUGCUGCCGAUGGUCAGCCUGGUCUCUCUCCUGGUGGGGGUCGGAGGUCACCUCCUGCUGUGGCUGGUGCUGGUGAGGAACCCCCGCAGUCGCUCCAAGCCGAGCUCCGUCCUCCUCCUCAACCUCAGCCUGGCCGACCUGGGCGCCCUGCUCACGCUGCCAUGUGUGCUUCUGAGCGCUAGUUUCCAGAACUGGCAGCUCGGCGGUGCGACCUGCGUCCUCCUGGGAUUCAUGACUUCAGUGACGGUGGGAGUGGAGAUCUUCAGCCUGGCGGCGCUGUCGGUGUUGAGGUAUCGCAUCGUUGCACCACGGACAAGGCCACCUACUACUCUGACACAAGUGUUAUAUGUUGUUGUAGCCAUUUGGCUGGUCUCAUUAACCAUGGCGUUACCAAAGGUCACCUACGUCCACUUUGAUGGCGGUUGCACAUGGUCAGUCGGCCAAGAUGAGUGGUUGUUCUUCCUGGUUCCUGCCUUCCUUGUUUACUACGUGGCCCCUCUCCUCUGCAUCGCCAUCAACUGUGGCCUGAUCAUCUCCCACCUCCACCGCUGCAGGGGAACACUGGCUGCGGACAGACGCAACAAGAAAGCUACCGCCCUGCUCAUUGGUUCAACACUGGUUUUUGCAGUUAGCUGGUUGCCGUACUAUGCGGUCGAGUUUGUCAAUGUCAUGUCUCCUUAUAUUAGCUCAGCAGCUUCUCCCAUUAACAGAUUUGGAGGUAAGCUGCCUUCUACUUCCUCUCCAUUGUAUUCGUCAGCCACCACGCCGGAGUCAAGCAAGCAAACACCAACGAGUGUGUCCCUGCUGUGGGAAGUGGCAUCCUUGACGGCCAUUUUGUUGGUGUGUCUAGCACCGUGCUGGAACCCACCACUGUACUUCCUGUUGUCACGUCCGGCUGUGCGUCAGCUCCGGGCUCUUCUGCCUUCUUUCCUUCAAGAGCAUUUGGGUAAAAAACCAGCACAGCGCUGGCAGAUCGCUCCUGCUCCUCCCCCCCAACACCUGCCAAUCGCUCAACCUCCAGCAGAGUCACUUACUCACCAAACCCCGACACACAGACUGACUCAGUAAAGAUUCACACAGCUGUGCUCACUCAUACGCUCCCAUGAGAUUACUGUUCAUAUUUACCUUCCCAAGAAACACUGUAAAUAUAUGAUUCACGACAUGGCUCGCAUUACAUGCUAUCAUGGUUGUUUAGAUGCUUCUGUGGUCAUAGUCGCAUCCUUUUUGCUCUUGUAAUGCAUAUAAAGAGGCUCCUGGCAACAGUGUGAGAAGCUCUCAAAUAGAUGGCAGUGUAUCAUAAACAGAAUGUGCUGUGUGCCAUAAAAAACACAAGAUUUAGAUUCCUCAUCCCAGUGCCAGAGCCACAAAGCAACUUACUGUUCUGGCAAUGAGGAGCUUGCAGAGGAGGAGAGCUGGAAAACUGAUAUGAUUAAAAAGAAAAUGUUACAGCCACAUAAAGCAGUUUCUGUUUAUAUCUCUUCGUCAUAUACAAAUUCAGGUCAGUGAACUUAAAGAAAUGUGUUUAAGAGCUCCCACAUGGGACCUCAACUUGCAGUCUUAACAGCCUUUUUCAGGGACUGAAGGACAUCUGGUGAGCCCACACUGACUGACAUAACAUCCAAGCAAAUAUAAAGCAAAAUCUCAGUGGAGUUUCUAAAUAGGUAUUUAAAAAAGCAUCUGAUAAGUAUGACGUAUAGGAUGUGCACAUUAUGAGAAGAGCUGUGCUGUGUUUUUGGAAGCGGCCACAGGACAUCAUCUGGUAGAUUAAGAAAAGAAAAUGCAAUCCCAUCACCCCACUGCUAAGCUGUCUGACAGAGCAAAAACACAGGGGACACAGUGUGCCAUGCCUGGAAAGCUCCCUGUAAAGCUCAGUAGCAGCAUUGUCUAAAUUCAAUGUCAUCUCUAUAACCUUAUGAAAAGACGCCUCCUUGACUUAUGAGAACCUUUAACGGAAGCUGACUUGUUUUUGUUCUGAACUUGAAUGCAGAGAAGUGCUUAUUUAACAGGGAUUUGACACAAAGGAUCACAUCAGAGGAUGAAUGCGUGGAAAAAAUUACAUCUUAACAAGUGGAGCCCAUCUGCAUCCGGAGUGGUUUAAUAUCACAAUGUAAAGGGCAUGUCGAGUACUUGCCAUGGUCAGGGGCUUUGUUUGACAAAUUGGCUGAGGGAGAGUAAUUGGAUUUUUUUUUGUUGUCAGGCCAUUCAGUUUGAGAUAUGUAGAGCAGUGGUGUGACUUCAUUUGGAAGUUGGAAUCAGUUGAGCUGCCCUGAAAUAUUAUAUAAUGGGGGUGUUUUGCAGCCAAGAAAAGAAUAAUGGAGAGGGAUGAAUUAAUAUUUGAAUGUGAAAAGCAACAGGACAACAUUUGGGGGUUUUGUUAAUUUGCCCUUUUGUGGAGCAUUAGCGGAGAAGAGCAUUAUCGCCCCCAUAUUUGUCUGCUACAUUUGAAGCUACACCAGCUAGGUGAGCAUACAGAUUAGAAACGGUAAAACAAAAGGGUCUGCACUGUCUGAAGGUAAUAAAUCCACUUACCAGCACCUCUUAUAAUUAAGAUCUCAUAUCUAUUUGAGUCCAUAUAAAAGCCAGUGUUAUAUUAUUGACAGGUUGUGAUUUUAUGGGCUUACGUGUGACCCUGCUAGCUACUCCUUUUUCCUUUACCUGUUCUGAAUGAUUAGCAGAAAUGAUCUUUUUUAACAACCAGAUACAUCCCAGUGAGGUUUACAAUCUCCUACUGAAGGAAAUCCUGAGCAGGAUGAAGUUUUAGACAGGACAAUACAAUAUUGAACCCACAAAACAAUCAAUAGUAAAAACCUAAACUCCCUCUCCAGUAGUUGAUUGAAUCAUCUUUGUGUUAUCAAAGUUACAUCUGUAGGUUUUUUUCCAGUGGAAAUAAUCCUCUCAUGCCUUGAAAUGGCUUAAAUGUAAUUCUACAUCCUGCCUUUCUCACCACUCACGGCAGUCCAAGCACCAACUCAGUUACAACCCAGCUUAAAGACUGUGUAAAUACUUUACAAAACAUAAUAGCUAGUUGUAAUAUUAUAGUCAUUCAACCAUGCAUUUUCAAACCAGAAUCCAAUUUUGAAGAACAGUAAUAGUUGACAGGAUUGGUCCUUUAGGUUUGUUCCAUCUGAAACCUGGUGGUUAGCACUUUCGUCUUGCAGCAAGAAGAUCCCCGGUUCAAAUCCCGGCCUGGGAUCUUUCUGCAUGGAGUUUGCAUGUUCUCCCUGUGCAUGCGUGGGUUUUCUCCGGGCACUCCGGCUUCCUCCCACAGUCCAAAAAUAUGCUGAGGUGAAUUGAUCACUCUAAAUUGUCCGAAGGUGUGAAUGUGAGUGUGAUUGUUUGUCUAUAUAUGUAGCCCUGUGACAGACUGGUGACCUGUCUAGGGUGUCCCCUGCCUUUGCCCGAGUCAGCUGGGAUAGGCUCUAGCACCCCCCGCGACCCUAGUGAGGAUAAAGCGGUGUAUAGAGAAUGGAUGGAUGGAUGGACGUGUACACUGCAAUUUCAAAGUGGAAACACCAGCAAACUGGCAUUGAUUGAGUAUCUCACUGAUGGUAUACCUUCCAAGAUAGAAAAACACCACAUGGACAUGUUACCAAGGUUUAGAACUUCUUCAUCAGCUCAAAUGUUGUGUCAUGUUUUUUAUAGGCUCCACUUUUUCACUUCAGUUGAGACACUGCCCUAAAACCUUCUACCAACUACACACGAGUGCAAUCAAAUAGAAUUUUCCUCAGUAAUAUUCAUUUAUAACACUUGUCACUGGAUGAGUAAAAAUAAUUCAGUUCCAGGUGUCUCAUUAUCUCAAUCUGCAGGUGGCAGACGUGUGAUGAUGAUAAACACGUAUAAUAUCUCAGCUCCUGCGGGUGUCCUCACCAGUCCGGUCAUAAAUCCUGCCUUGGUUACCUCUUGACCUUCUGACAUCGCCCCGAUUGGAAGGCUGAAUCUUCAAAUAGCAGACCACAGCGUUGCCGUUAGCGGGGACCAGGCAUUUGUUGUCGAUACCGUCUUGGUGGCUAAUGAAAGCACUUAUCUCUGUCAUCUGUCUGCGCUGUGAUCCUCUCAUGCAGCGUGAGGCACUAGCGAGCCCUGAUGCCCUGAUGAGACUUAAUUAAGUCUGCAGAUUAGCGAAAGCUUAAAAUAUAAGUCAGGCUCAGUGGGCCCACAGAGAGGAUCGUUGCCAUUUCCAUUCAGAGCGUUUAUUGAAGCCCAGACGUGUCUGGAGGCCUGAUGUACUCCUAAUAAACACUGUGAGCCCAAACGGUGAGGAAAAUGGGCCCCAAAGUGAAGCUGAUAAGAUUAAUAAUCGGGAUUCGGGAGAUAGUUAUUAGAAGAGAAGGGACUUCUCAUUGUCUGGAAGGGUGUUUAGAAGAGGUACUGAUUCUGUGUGUGACAGUAAGACCGCACACUAAAUACCUAAUGGCCUUAAAAGCAUGUCAGGUCAUUGAGCACUGUUUAAAUCCCACAGGGGGGUGCUGUUAAAUGCAAAGUUGUGGUCACAUAGUUAUUCACAAAUCUGCCUUUAGCCAGGACAUUCACAUAGCAUGACUGAUGCUCUGCAAUACACCUGCAACCAUACGAACUGAAAAUAAUGGAAAGAAGUUUUAGAGCACGUUUAUUAUGAAUUCAUUCAUUUGACACCAACUUUGUUGUUUUGUCAGAAACAAAUUCAAUGCACUUCAAAGGAAAAAAAACAACUAGAGUUUCUUUGUUGCUUUUGUUUUGAAUGGCUUUGAAUAAAGUGAAUUAAUUUUAUGUUUGCGUCAAUGAGAUAAACUAAACCACUGAACUCGUCAUUUGUAAAUUUGGGGAUUUUUACAUGCUUGCUGGUGUGUUGCAGCAUUAUGUUUCCUUUCAUCAUUGCUCUUGUACAUUUAAACACAUUUACACUGUAACUAUCCCUGUGCUAUGAAGCAGAUUUUGGCUUUAUCGAGUUAACUUCAGGUCUGACUUUCACUUCUUACCAGUGCAUAUCACCACGGCAGCUCAUGCUGAAAUCCUAACCUGCUCUGGUUUAACAUUGAAUGUAUCAUCGCCUUCUGACCAAUCAGUUCUCCUAGAAAAAUGUCAUCAGCAUUCCUCAAAGAUUGCAUAGAUGAAGAGCGAUAUAUCCCAAAACUAGAAACUGAUUAAAACACUAAAGCCUUACAUCCUAUAUGUUGACCUCAUAAUAUUUGCAUUGAGCCUACUAAUCAGUUUGAAUGAUGUUUUUAUAAUUGUUUUUUGCUUGUUCCCAACAACUCCAAGGUUACAGCUGAAAGAAUGAAGCUGUCUGACUCGCCAUAAGAGCGAGACUGAAUGUGAGAUCACUGAAUUCAUGCUCCACGUGACCAGGAAAUAUGUUUUAUAUUUAAUACUUGAUUAUUUAAACAUUAAACAAUUGGUCUUUUUUGUGAGUAGCAUAAAAGGACUGCAUUUGUAAUCUUGUGAUGCAUAAUAAUAAGUUAAAUAAUAAAUCCAUGCCUCUGAAGGUUGCAAAGAUAAAAGACUUCCGAUUUGCAUCACCGACUGUUUGAGUUUGAGUUCUUGUAUGUUGAGCACAGAAGUGGCAAUCUGGAGAAAAAAGAUGGAGCAGAAAGUUCUUUUUUUUCUUUUCUGCUUUAUCAUAUACUGGAGGAAAGGGAACUAACCCAACAUUUACUAUUAACAUAUUAUCUUCCCUCGCUAAAGCUCCACUUGCAAAGUCCACCAUAUUCUCAAAAAUCCAACCGAUACGCAGUGAAUCUUGGGAUUGGUUGGGCCGAAAAUGUUAUAAACACAACACUGACAUAAUAUUACACUUUAAGUCAGUAUGGAAAACCUGUUUGCAACUUUAUACAUCUAGCAACUAUAGAGCAAUAUUAUCAUUCUUGUGUUGUGUUUCUGGCCACUUGAUGGAUUUAGGUACAAUAUUGUCUUUCUGCUUUUCCUUCAGUUUGGUCUCCACCAAGGUGUGGCCCCUCAGCGGCUAAAUGUACUGAAGAGGUCCAAAAAAUCUUUCUUUUUUUUAAAGCAGGUACUGUAUAUCCUGGAAAGCCUGACCAGGAUGAAGUUUCAGACAGGACAACAUAAUAUUGAACACGCAAAACAAUCAAUAGUAAAAACCUAAAAUCUCUCUCUAGUAGUUGAUUAAAUCAUCUUUGUGAUAUCAAAGUUACAUCUAUAGAAUUUCUUUCAGUGGAAAUAUUGCUCUCAUGCCUUGAAAUGUUAAAACUCCACAUCUUUGCUUUGCGUCUUUCUUUGUUUCCAUAUUUCUCACCACUCAUUUCAGUCCAAGCACACCAACUCACCUUUAAGACAGCUUCAAGACUGGAAAAAUACUUAACAUAAUAGUACGUUGUAAUAUUAGAAUAAUUGGAUCCUUCUUCUGCAUUUAAAGGUACCUUCAAAGUAUGACCACCUUUGUCACCCCGCUGUAACGCCUUUCACACAGAAUGCUGCUACAGCUCUGAAACUCGGUCUUUUCAGCGCCACAAGAGAAACUAACCUACGUGGCUAAAUGAAGCAUCUUCGUUGUUAAGGUGUUCGCUUCAAUCUGAGAGCUUGUUUCUGCUCGACAAGUUGUGGUGACGUAGUUCUGAAAACUCUACCUCUUUUGGUCUGAGUUUUGUGACUCCCCUCAGGCAGUGUGCUGAAGCCAGCAAUACAAAUCCUGUUUUCAAUUGUGGGUUUUUGAAAUAGCAAGAGAAGGAUUUGCCUGAAGCUGAUACAUGAGUGUUAGUUGAGCUGGAGCGUUUUCUGUCUGAAAAUAUAAAAUUAGGCUCUUUAAAUAGUGUUUUGUCUCCUCUCAGGGAAUACUUGCUUUUAGCUACUUAAUAAUCCACUUCUGUACGUUUAGCUAGAUGCUAACCCUUUUCAAUCUGCCAUGUGAUUAAAAGGCAACUCACUGAACACACACUGUUAGAAAAAAAGUUUUUACGAUUAAAUUCAUGUUUUUCUGUUCAUUAUGGUGAUGUCUUUACAAAUUCCAUAGUAAUUUAUUAUGGAAACAGUUACUUCUUAAUAAAAAAUGACUGGAUAUCACUAAAAUGUCAAGUAAAUAACGUCAGAAUUUCAUAAUAAAAUGGAAAAUGCAAAAUAACAAAUUGCAUCUGUGUCCAAGAAAUCACUUUCAACUAAGUUUCCCAUUACAAAAACACCUCUGAAGUAAAUGUAUUAAUUCCAGAUCACAGUUUUACGACAAUAUUUUUAUAAAUAACUUUACAUUUCAAUUUUACUCAAAUUGUAUAUAUAAUAUUUGAGAAGAAUCUCUCUUAAAAUGCCAUGUGGUGUUUGGUUAUAGGCGGCCAUGUUGAUUUUCAGCCUGAAAACAGCAACAAUGUCAACAAUGACACCUCCCAACUAUGUUCCAAAAAGUUCUGCAAUUAUAUCUUGACCCGAUAGCAAAUAUCCACACUGCAGCUGCCUGAGAGCUGGAAUAAUGCCAGGGAACCAGGCUUCUUGACAUUACUGCCAAGUGUUCGCUGCUACUGGCCUGAAAGUUGGAACUCCAAUCUUCCUCUCACUGGAAGCGAGGAAUGAGUGGAGCACUUUCAUUCAGGCUGGAUUCAUUUUAAAUUCAGGAGAAUAAAUAUGAUUCAGGUCAGCUUCCAAAUGGCAAUGAGACCAGACAUCAACGUCUGCAUGCUUAACACAGGAUGUCACAGAGUAAUAAUGGGGAUUUUUAACAUGCAUGGCAGGAGGCAAAAGACUUACUGAUGAGGACUUUUGAAUGAGAAUGAAAAGGGGAGAUAUGAAGAGUUAGCAUCAGAAGGCAUUAAAGUGAGCCGUGUUUAAUGAGAGCGCAGACAUAACCUUGACUUGGAGGCUGACAUCAUUAUAAACGUUAAGACUUGAUUUAAAAGCAGCUGCAACAACAUGCUUGUUUGUUUUUAUGUAUCUGAGGAGCUUUAGCGACCUUCAGUCUGGAAUCCUUACACAACCCUAUAAAAUGUUUUUUCUUCUAUAUACCGCUUUCAGUGUCCUCUGCGGCUCAUUGCAGUCACUGCGAGCGGUAAACUUGGAUUGACACGUGACCGAAAAAAGGCUCAACUCAGGGACAGAAUGUGACAGUCAGACAUGACGUGUAAUGCUGAUUGUGUUUCUCAUGUUUGACAGAUGUGACAUGAGACUGAGGUAUUGUCAGACCAAGAGGGGGUUUGGAAAUAAAUCGAAGCAAUGAAUUUUCCAGUGAGGUAAAUUUACAGUCACAAUGUGUUCCGUUGGCAUUGGAACUCCCCUCCCUGGAAACUACUCUGCAGGGAAGGAUGGAGGGAGGUUAUUGCUUUUCAAUUCAAGGUUACCUGCUAUUGUUUUUGCUGGGGGGAUUUAGCAUGUGGUCCUGUGAUUGACUGGUGACCUGUCCAGGGUGCUCACCGCCUCUCACCCGGUGUCACCGGGGGAUAAGCUUUAGGUCUUGGACUGUAGGAGGAAGUCAUGUUGGCACAGGAGGAAAAAUACAAUCCACACAGAAUGGCCUCAGUCAAUCAGCAAGUUUAAACCUACACUGUAGAAAAUCUUUAGUUUUCAUAGUAAUUUUUGAAGAGUUUGCCAGUUUUGUUACAUUAUACAUAAUAAAUAAGUAAAUUUUUUUGGGGAAAGAAAUGAUAAAUUGGGUGUUACCCAUUAACCCUGUAAAACUCACAGUUGCAGAAAUACAUCAGUUCAAUUUAAAUAUAUAUAUAUAUAUAUAUAUAUGUUUGUGUGUGUGUAUGUAUAUGUGUAUGUAUGUAUGUAUAUAUAUAUAUAUAUAUAUGUUUUGUAAGGGUAACCCUAACCCUUGUAAAAGUCCCGCAAUUAUAUAUGGAGCCAUACAAUUUUACUAAAUUUAAAUCAGUCAGAAGGUCUUUUUUAGAUCAUUUUAGAGUUUCUACAGAUGUUUAAUCUUUUUUAUUCUACUUAUGUUUUCUGGCACCCCUUCUUUUACAGUGUAGGUUCAUCUGUGAGGCAUCCAUUACAUCAAUACCACCUCUCGGUCCACACAAUAAACUUCCCGUCAUGUGUAAAAUUGAUGCAAUGCUCCUUUAAAUCCUAAAUAAACUCAUCAGCUGAUCUCCUUC